Coregonus sp. 'balchen' is the source of this 4609-nucleotide messenger RNA. Lineage: Eukaryota; Metazoa; Chordata; Actinopteri; Salmoniformes; Salmonidae. The record is from the annotation of a GenBank genome assembly.
GUACACCGCGGUUCAGGUUAAUAGAACUCCCUCACUUGCAGUCGGAUUGCCCACAUGUAAACCUGGUUUUAACGUCUAUGAUGUAAACAGAACACAGGGCCCCUCGUUUUGUUGUUGUUUUUGACAGUCAACAAGUCAGGCAUGCCUCUCGAAGGGGUAUAUGAGUUUUAAACAUUAGUAUCGUAGUAAAUUAUUUAGCAAUAUGUCUAUGGAAGAUCCGUUUUUCGUCGUCAAAGGGUAAGUAGCUAAGGCUCCAUCAGAUAACGUUAGCUUGUUUCUAUCUUGUUUGCCAUCAAGUCUGGCUUUAGCAAGGAUGGCUAACGCUAGCUUGGAACAAAGGGGAAUUGUUGUAGUUGGCUCUGUCGCUAGCAAGUUUAGCUAUCUGUUUAGUCAGUUAGCAAAUUGCGUACGUGUUUAACAGCUCAGCAGUCACAAUGGUGAGAGACAUGAAUAGCAAUUUGCAUUUUUGUGGCGCUUGUUGGUUAUUGUCAUGUAUAACUAACGUUUAACUUGCCCGUUAAACGUGUAACUCGCUGUCGCAGACUCACUGGGAGGUAACUUAGCUAGUUACAAUGUUUGAUGGUUAAUGUAAGAUCGACAGCUAUGGCAAAUAUUCUAAUUUACAUGUUUUUCUAUAUGGGUUGAUGUAAUGAUAUUGUAUGUGUGGUUAUAUUAAUAUGCCUCGGUGACUAACGGCAUGUCAACUUCAAUGUCUAGCCCGCCUUGAUCAUGAUUCUCAGUUCCAAUACAUUACACAUAGCUAGCUAAGUCAUUGGACAAAAGCCUUUAGUUCUGUAGGGGGUAUUUUGUUAAGAGCCACGACUCUUGGUCUUAACAUUAAAACAGAUCGCUUGCGGUACGGGUUUGGCAGCAUAAGGACCUUAUCUUUCAUAUCGGCGAGAAAUAAUAAAAUAAAAUAAAAAAUUAAAUUGAUACACACCUUCCUAAGAUUAGUUCCCACAUGGCCAUAUCUCCACCUGUUUACGGAAGACAGAUGACUACCUGUGUGCUAAAUAGCUAUCUGCGUCUCCAAACACCUGUGUGUAAAUGGAAGAUAGACGCCACAAACAUUGUCACUGAAAAAUACUGUCAGCUGCAACUGUGUUAAAACAGUGUAUAGUAAGUGUAUAUUUUGCAUUUGUGAUAUUAAAGUAAAUGGCUUUAUGUUUCUAGAACCAAACCGCAAUUGAGAAUCGAUUCACGUUUAGAUUGGUGUAUUUGGCUAUUUUGUCUGCCCAAGAAAAUGUGCUUCUAAACAGACCAUGUACGGUCCUUGGACUAUAAGGAGUAACGUUAGACUCCUUUAGUCCAUUAUUGGGCUACCUCUUAGCUAUACACAGUAUUGCAUUUCUAUGUGCUAUAGGUAGCUCGAUACUGUAGAUGCACUUUAAUAUAGACUAUCCUAUUCAACAAAUCUCCAGUGAGGUCCAGAAGGCCGUGAACACCGCUCAAGGGCUGUACCAGAGAUGGAGCGAGCUGCUGCAGGAUCCCAGUGGUGCUUCCAAGGAGGAGGUGGAUUGGACCACCAAUGAGUUGAGAAACAGUCUGCGGUCCAUCGACUGGGACCUGGAGGAUCUUGAUGAGACCAUCAAUAUCCUUUCAACAUAAAAUGACUCUUAGUUUAACUUGCAUAUAUACUGGUUUAUCAAAACAUUGUGAACCAUGCUUAAUCUGUGAAUAGAAUACAGUACUUUAAAGAGUACAGCAUCCUGCAAGUGUAGUAGACUUCAAUCUUCAUAGAGAGUAAAAUGAUUUGAUUAUUUAUCAUGUCUUUGUUGAAUAGGCUAUUCCUUAACAGUAAAUGAAAGUAUUGUUGAAUCAAACCCUAAGAAGUUCAAUCUGGACGCAGUGGAGCUGUCCAAACGGAAAGGCUUCAUCACAAGCACCAGACAAACUGUUAAGGUGAGUCAGGCCUAAGGCACACAGUCCUGGAAGGAUUCCAGUUUAACUUGGAGUAGCCAUCACACACAAAUAUAGUUGGAAACAGCAGUAACCCUAACAAAAAGAAUAGGGUUGCUGCACCUUCAGUGUUAGGACCCUUAAUAAUUAGAGAUGUUGUGUUUUCUUUAUAGCCAUGAUCAGCCAAUGUGGAUAUGGUGGCUGAUGCAUGGUGCAUGCCUUUAUUAUUAGGUCUUAUUGAACAUACUGUGUUUUAUCUCACUGCUGUGUUUUUCUGUUUUUGAUUUCAGGAAAUGAAAGACCACAUGUCCAGUCCAACGGCCUUAGCCAUGUCAGACAAGAAAAUCAGACAGGUGUGUAGCUCUAUGUAACUAUUGGGCUGAGAUCUUACUGAAGCAAUUUUUUACAGUUUGCAACUUUGCAUGAAAUUAUGCAGUAUGACGGAAUGCACUUCUCAAACGUGUAGCACAUUUUAAAGCAGAAGGUUGCGUACUGCUUUAUCUGAUCGUUGACACUGCAAACAUCCGUAGUUAGCAUUUGUCAGAGAGUAAGUGCAAUUCGUAUUGGCAGGAUGUCCACAUACUUCAGCAGAUCUCCUAUGUAAUCAUUGCUUCUCCCCCAGGCUCUGUUAGGGGACAGUGGAUCUCAAGGCCCAAUCUGGCAACCAGGACCCGACAAAUACACCCGCCUGGACCAAGAGCUACGGACGGCCAACUCCCAGUUCAUUGAGGAGCAGCAAACCCAGCAGCAGGUAUAGCUAAUAAAAAUGUCUCUCAUGCUUAUGUACACCUAUGUUGAUUGCUGUACUUACUAGGUGCUGGAUUUUACAUUCGUUUGACUAUGAAUCAUUUUAUUGAUCUUUUUACUCUGUAUCAUUUGCAACAUACUUUGUGUGAAAUUAAUAACGUGACAUAAGUCAGCGACGUUGACCUGUGUGGGUGUGUGUGUGCGUGCGUGUGUGUCAGCUCAUGGCAGAGCAGCAGGAAGACCAGCUGGAGCUGGUGUCUGGGACCAUCGGGGUGCUGAAGAACAUGUCUGAGAGGAUUGGCAUGGAGUUGGACGAACAGACAGUGUACGUAAACAUCCACUGAUACACAACCACAGCAACAUUAAUCAAUAACAUGAGGAUUAGGGUUUCAGGUCUGCACAGAUCAUCAGGUGCCGUAUGUAUCAAGCGUCUCAGACUAGGAGUGCUGAUUUUAGGAUCAGUUUUGACUUGUAGAUGAUAAUGAAUAAGAUUAUAUAGACAGGGGUACCUGAUCCUAGAUCCGCAUUCCUACUCUGAGACGCUUUGUCAAUACAAUAUACAUCUUUCAUGGUAUCUACAAUGCAGCGUGUCUUCUCUGUUGUAGUAUGCUGGAUGACUUCUCCCAUGAGAUGGAAGGUACCCACUCCAGACUUGACAACGUCAUGAAGAAGCUGGCCAAGGUCUCCAACAUGACCACCGGUAAGUAAUGCAGCAUAGUCUCUUCAUUCACCACCAUUCUACCUAGGUUAAAAAUACACUUCAAAAUUCAGGCAUCAUCUCCACUACUGCAAGUUAUCAAAGUCUGCAACUUUUGGAGAUGUGAGUUAGAGGUUACUUAAGUGGCGGUAUAGUAUUAUUGUGGAUGUCUUUUGAUGUUCCCUAAUAUGCCAGGCCACUUAUGUAUGGGUGCUCAUUAAAGAUGAUAAAUGCUUGACUUGAGAGAGAAGGUCCAGUCAUUAACUUCCUGUUUAAGGGAACGUCUGUGCAAGACAACUUGGAGUCAGCAAGGAUCAGCGGCUGAACAAAAAGUGGUGGCACCUCCUUAUAAGGAAACCCUCUCAGGAAGCUUCCAACAAGAAGAACUCAGGAGACAGGGAGUCAAAUGAAAUCGGGUCCUUUUUUAUGUCAGGAUAUCCUGUCAGUACUUUUCCCUGGCCCCUAGACCAACCAGUGUUUCAUAACUCCGGUCCUCAAGUACCCCCAACAGCACACAUUUAUGUUGUGGCUCCGGACAAAUAAUAGUCUAAUAAAAAGCAUGAGCUGGCACACACCCAGAAAACAUCACUUAGUGUAGAGGUGCUGACUAACGGAGAAUAAACUGUAAGCUAUAAAAACAAAUGGAGUUGCACACUAUGUAUAAACUCCCAGUAAUUUAUUGUUUUUUUACCCAAUAAAUUACUGGGAGUUUAUACAUAGUGUGCGACUCUCUUUAUUACAUUUUUUUUGGCUCCGGACAAAAACAGCUGAUUAAACUUCUCAAGGGCUUGAUGAUUAGUUGACAAGUAGAAUCAUGUGUGCUUUUCCGGGCCACAACAAAAAUAUGUACUGUUGAGGGUACUCGAGGACAUGGAGUUGGGAAACAAUGCCCUAGACAAUGCGCUUAGGGUUUUAUAUUUGUACUUUAUUGUAUUAUUUUCCCCCUACUUUUUGCUACUCUUCUUUGCAACGUGCCACUCAAGUUGCAACUUUGAAGAUGAAUAUUUCAGGUCGAAAGACAUGGUAUUCUCCAUAGAACAUGAAUUCCUAGUAGUUGGACCUCUCAUGCCUGAACAUGUCUGAAAGCAACAACAAAAAAAGGUAAAUGGCUCCUCUCGUUGUUUGAUACAGUUCACCCUCUUCAUAAUUUUCUCCUCGCUCUGUUUUUCUCUCUUCCUUUCUCUUGCAGACCGGCGACAGUGGUGUGCUAUUGGUAUUCUACUGGCCAUUCUGUUUGUGGUCUUCAUUCUCUUCUUUAUCCUGUGA